Molecule: messenger RNA, 2249 nt
Organism: Erythranthe guttata (spotted monkey flower)
Lineage: Eukaryota; Viridiplantae; Streptophyta; Magnoliopsida; Lamiales; Phrymaceae
Product: Pentatricopeptide repeat (PPR) superfamily protein
Molecular function (GO): mRNA binding; protein binding
Source: RefSeq, a predicted model, not a curated record
CAUUUGAGAAUUAAAAUAAAAUUGUCGGCGUCACCAGCCCUAAUCUAUUUCCGCCGCCACGAACACCGCCGGAAGCCGUCCGACCCCAUUCUAGCCCGCCGUUCCGUCCGAUAAAUCGCCGCCACGGUGCGCGUGAGCCGCAUAUAUCUCCGUUCCGUCGGAUAAAAAUCGCUUCUUUUAUUAUUUCAGAACACGCCAGCCGCUAUAUGCCUCCGUUCCGGCUCCGCUAACCCCGCUCCGGCCGAUACAGCGGCGUUCCGGCGAGCCAUGUAAUUCUUAUGCAGAUAAGAUGAAAGUUGUUUCCACCGUGAGCCGCCGGCACUUACUCUCUGCAGAAUCGGCACCAUCUUUGAUUCAGUUCAUCACCCCUUUAACAUCAAGCAGAGCAGACACCCCUUCUGCAGAAUCAGAUACUACAAUCAGAGAAUCUCCUAGAAAGAGAAAAUACAUUAAUCACGAAACUGCCAUCAAUUUGAUCAAACGCGAGAAGAAUCCAGAACAAGCGUUGGAAAUCUUCAACAAGGUGUCGGCACAAAAGGGCUUUUGUCAUAACAACUCCACUUACGCUGUAAUUCUCCAUAAGCUUGCGCAGUGCAAGAAUUAUCAAUCCGUCGAUGCCGUUCUUCAUCGGAUGUCGUACGAAACCUGCGAAUUCCACGAGGGCGUGUUCCUCAAUCUCAUGAGGCAUUUCUCGAAAUCGUCUAUGCACGAGAGGGUGAUCGAAAUGUUCGACUCCAUUGUGCCGAUUGUGCGUUCGAAGCCGUCCUUGAAAGCCGUGAGUACGUGUCUUAAUCUUCUGGUCGAGGCGGAUCGAAUCGAUUUGGCGAAGACUUUCCUAUUGAGUACUCGAAAGGACUUCCGUCUUGAGCCCAAUACGUGUAUCUUCAACAUUUUGGUCAAGCAUCAUUGUAAGAAGGGGGAUUUGGAAUCGGCUUUCGAGGUUUUGAAAGAGAUGGAGAAAGCUCAAGUGUCGUAUCCGAACUUGAUCACGUACUCGACUUUGAUAGACGGUCUCUGCAGAAACGACAGAUUAGAAGAAGCAAUCGACCUGUUCGAGAAAAUGGUGUCGAAGCAUCAGAUACCGCCCGAUGCAUUGACUUAUAACGUACUAAUCAAUGGAUUUUCUCGCGGAGGGAAAUCCGAUAGAGCGAGGAAGAUACUCGAAUUUAUGAAGAAAAAUGGAUGCAGCCCUAAUGUAUUCAACUACUCGUCCUUAAUGAACGGGCUUUGCAAAGAUGGAAAAUUUGAAGAAGCGAAGAAAAUUUUCGACGAGAUGAAAGAUGCUAAUUUGAAGCCCGAUACUGUUCUCUACACUACGUUGAUUAACUUUUUGUGUAGGGCACGCAGAACCGACGAAGCUAUUGAGCUGCUUAGAGAGAUGAGAGAGAAAGACUGCAGAGCGGAUGAGGUCACAUUUAACGUAAUUCUUGGUGGGUUGUGCAGGGAGUGCAGAUUUAUCGAGGCGAUUAACAUGGUCGAGAGAUUGCCCAACGACGGUGUUUAUCUUAACAAGGCUAGUUAUAGGAUCGUGUUGAAUUUCUUGUGCAAAGAAGGCGAACUCGAGAAGGCGGUCGAGUUGUUGAUUUUGAUGCUGCAUAGGGGUUUUGUUCCGCAUUUUGGUACGUCGAAUGAGUUGUUGGUUAGUCUUUGUGAGGCGGGAAAUGCGAAUGGUGCUGGUUUAGUGUUGUUUGGUUUGGUGGAGACGGGGUUUAAACCGGAGCCCGGUACGUGGAGCGUGCUGAUUGAUUUGAUCUGUAGAGAGAGAAAGCUUUUGCCCGCUUUUCAACUUCUUGACGGGCUUGUUAUGGAUUGAUCGUGGUUUAUAAAUCGGUGUAAAUUAGCCGUUCGAAAAAAAGGGGUUCUACGAAAGGGACCAAAAGGAUAUAAGGUCCGAUUAAUCUUGCAAGCAAAGGCUGCAGCAGAACUAAUGUUUGUUUUUUUUCGUCACGGAAGAGGGUGUUAUAUUUGAAUCGAUAUUAUUGUUGUUGAUAUUUCGUUCGAUUCAUAAAAUUCGAGAAUAUCGGCAAAAAUAAUCGGAAGCUUGGGCAGUUGCAAAUGAGGAAGCCGCCAAGUGUGAAUAGGGAGAGGAACUAAUACAAGCAUUCGAAUUCAAAGGUAAUAAUACAGUUGAACCUCGAUAAACUAAUAACCUCGCUUAAACAAUAGUUUUUCUGAUCCCGUCUCGAUGAAAAACCUACUAAAUUAUUAGUUUGAUAAUUUAACAUUUUGCUAAAUUAAUAAAAUUUUGC